UGUGAGAGUCUGCACGUAGCAAGUCUUGGGUUGUUCAUGUCCAGCCCUUGAGGACAGGAGAUGUCCAACAGUGCAUCGGGACAUCUCAUCAGAAAGGACCUUCUUUCGCUCCUGACUGCACCACCGAACACCGGGACACUUGUCUGCUGCCAUGAUGCUCUUUUUUAGGAAGGUGCUGCUAUGUUGGUGUCUCCUGUUGCUGAGCUGUCGGCCAACGCUCUCAGCCCACGACUUCUUCACCUCCAUAGGUCAGAUGACAGACCUGUUGUUCACCGAGAAAGAUCUUGUCACGUCCCUCAAGGACUACAUCAAAGCUGAGGAGAGCAAGCUGGAGCGGGUCAAAAAGUGGGCUGACAAGUUGGAAGCUCUGACGGCCGUUGCGAUACAAGACCCAGAGGGCUUCCUGGGCCAUCCGGUCAAUGCCUUCAAGCUGAUGAAGAGGCUGAACACUGAAUGGAGCGACCUGGAAAGCCUCGUACUCAGUGACACCACAGAUGGUUUUAUUUCCAACCUGACCAUCCAGAGGCAGUACUUCCCCACGGACGACGACCAGACUGGGGCAGCCAAAGCUCUCCUCCGUUUGCAGGACACAUACAAAUUGGAUGCCAAUAGCAUCGCUACAGGAAACCUGCCUGGAGCGAAGCACAAGACUCUUAUGACCGCGGAGGAUUGUUACGAGCUUGGAAAGAUCGCCUACACAGACGUUGACUACUACCACACAGAGCUGUGGAUGGCACAGGCCCUGAAACAGCUUGACGAAGAGGAGGAGUCCAUUGUGGAUAAAGUGACUGUGCUGGACUACCUCAGCUAUGCCAUCUACCAGCAGGGGGAGCUGGAGCGUGCCCUGGAGUACACCAAAAGGCUACUUGAACUGGACCCAGAGCAUCAGCGGGCCAAAGGCAACGUGAAAUACUUUGAGUUCCAGCUGGAGAAGCAGAGAAACGAAGUGAAAGACCACACUAGCAAACAGAAAGAGCCUGAUAAGAAAGAGGCACCAGAAAAGAAGCCAAAGGAGAAGAAAGAGAAGAAAGCCUUCAGUCUGAUCCCUGAGAGGAAGAAGUAUGAAAUGCUGUGUCGCGGAGAGGGCAUCAAAAUGACUCCCCGUAGGGAAAGCCGGCUGUUCUGCCGUUACUAUGACAACAACCGCAACCCCUUCUAUGUGCUGGGACCGGUCAAGCAGCAAGAUGAGUGGGACCGGCCGUACAUCGUCCGCUUCCUCGACAUCAUCUCUGAGAAAGAAAUUGAGAAGGUCAAACAGUUGGCAAAGCCAAGGUUAAAGCGAGCCACGGUGCAUGACCCCCAAACUGGGAAGCUUACCACUGCCCAAUACAGAGUCUCUAAGAGCGCAUGGCUCACAGGCUACGAAGAUCCCGUCAUCGAAACCAUCAACCAGCGGAUUGAGGAUCUCACGGGCUUGGAAAUGGACACAGCAGAAGAACUGCAGGUUGCAAACUAUGGCGUUGGCGGUCAGUACGAGCCUCACUUUGACUUUGGAAGGAAAGACGAGCCGGAUGCCUUUAAAGAGCUGGGAACUGGCAACCGCAUCGCAACGUGGCUCUUCUACAUGAGUGACGUGUCAGCAGGGGGCGCCACAGUAUUCCCAGAUGUCGGAGCAUCAGUUAGACCUCUAAAGGGUACUGCUGUGUUCUGGUACAAUCUCUUUCCCAGUGGGGAGGGAGACUACAGCACGCGGCAUGCAGCUUGCCCUGUCUUGGUGGGCAAUAAGUGGGUAUCAAACAAAUGGAUUCAUGAACGAGGCCAGGAGUGGCGGCGACCAUGCGGUCUAAAUGAGACUGACUCAUAAAAAGCAAGAAACCACGCCACCACCCUUCUCCCCUUCCUUACUUCCUUCCUUGCGCGUGGGCCCAAAGAGAACCCCACGGUGGAUCACAGAUGACACAUAAUUGAUGCUUGGGCCCCAAAUUGCUCACUUUCCUUCCUCCCCCCCAUGCUCAAACACUCCCUUUUUUCACCCAGCUGUUGUGCUCCAAGCCCGGAGAUUGUUUGGGUUCAUGUGGAGACCCCCGGACUGUGUUGGUGUCGCUGCAGAUAGCAGUGUUCUUGGAGUUGGUCAGAUGGCUUUGAGAAACACUUGUGCCUCUUUCACUCUCGUGUGUUUAUCAAUGCACUCAGUUUGGCCUCUGGUUCUGUGGUUAUGCUAUAAGCACUCUCCCCACCACCACCCCCAGCCUCUUGCUCGGCAUUCUUAAGACGCCUAGCUCAUUCACUCCUACACACCUUCAACGUUUACACUUUACACACUCAGUUCCACUAACUCACUGCACAUUAUGAGCAUGAGCUUUAUUGCAGCAUGCCUGCAGAAAUGUUUUAGUGCGUUUUAAAGCACGGGUCCCCAACCUUUUUGAACCUACGGGCCGAGUCAGUUCUGUCAAAUGAAAAAAAUAGAGGUGCGCUCCAAACCUCAUAGUAAUCUAAUGCUAUGGUCGUGUUUUGGUAGUGGUCAGCGCAGGAGAACUCUUAGUCUAACACAAGUAUUUGGACAGGUAUCAUCAUCAAUGCCACUGUGGUAAGUUGCAGAUAGUUCCUUUGAACUUUCAUCCAAAAUGACCGAACAUCACACUUGGCACAUUUGAAUGCCUGGAAGUGACAAACCCAUAUUUUCAAGUAGCUGCUGUCAUAGUCUGUUGGAUCUUGCUUUCUUGUCUCCCCAUUAUCUUCAGUGACAAGUCUUGUUUAGAUCUCUUCAUCUUUGAAAUAAAUGGAUUGUAUAUUAAUUUAAAAUAAUCCACAAUAUUAUGUCCAUUUCCUUGGACAUUCAUUUGUAGUUAUUUACAAAAAGAGUUCCUCCCAUAUGCCAAGAAGCAUGCAUGUUAGGCUAAUUGGGGACUAAAUUGUCCAUAGGUGUGAAUGACCUUGCAUUUCGUCAAGUGAGUUGGGAUAGGCUCCAUGUCCCGUGUGAACUGAUUGACGACAUAGAAAAUGGAUGGACGGAAAAUUAAAGGUGUGCGUCUCUUUUUUAAAUUUUUAUUAUUGCUACCCAGUUCGCCCCUUCCGACGGACCGAUGGUGGUUGGGGACCCCUGUCUUUUAGCUUGGACACUCGUCUGCACGCACUAAUGCACAUACAGAAACACAACAUGGAAUCAGGUGUUUUAUGUCAAAUUCCGAGAUGCUUCUUGUAAGGUUUUCAAGUGGCCUUGGUGGUUGGUGCUUUUUUAAAUACCAAAUGACACAAUUUUAUUUAUAUGACCCGAAUCUGUUUUUAUGUUAUUGUUGUGUUUAUAAUGGCAGUCCUCAGUUGUUGUUGUUGUUGUUGUUUAAAAAAAAAAAACAUUAA
Messenger RNA from Dunckerocampus dactyliophorus (ringed pipefish), 3297 nucleotides. RefSeq names its product prolyl 4-hydroxylase subunit alpha-1-like. Gene Ontology annotation, cellular component: endoplasmic reticulum. Gene Ontology annotation, molecular function: L-ascorbic acid binding; iron ion binding; protein binding. Gene Ontology annotation, biological process: peptidyl-proline hydroxylation to 4-hydroxy-L-proline. The record is from RefSeq and is a predicted model, not a curated record. NCBI's taxonomy places the organism in Eukaryota, Metazoa, Chordata, Actinopteri, Syngnathiformes, Syngnathidae. Bases 152 to 1804 code for a protein of 550 amino acids. The transcript has 15 exons.